AGUAUAUAUAAUUAUGUGUUUAUAACUGUGUGUUUAUAACUGUGUGUUUAUAUUGGGCUCGACUACUGCCUGUUUUCUCCUUUUUUUUGUUAGUUGUGGGGACGCUGGGGUACAUUACGAAUAUUCAAAUAGGGACACUAGUAGAUUAUAAUUCAUUCCAAAAUGAUUCUUCUCCAAGCCACCUCUAUAAACUUUACAAGUACAAAGGGGCCUUAUAGGAGCUUCUCCACAGGGACAAUCCUUUCUUUUAUUAUUUAAGCGACUUUUCUUUUUCGGAGAUGUAAUAAACAGGCAGUUUAUUAUUUAACCAAUUUCAACAAGAGAAGACAUGUUGUCUACAUGAUUAUAAAUACACCCGAAAGUCGGUCCUUCCCUGAGACAACCUUUAUCUAGAAAGGCCAGUGAACGGUCAUUUAGGUCUCGUAGACCCACACCAACGAGUGAUGGCUUUAGUGUCAAAUGGUGUCAACAAUAUUUAAAUAUAGAACUCGACCAAGAACGCCGUUAUCAAACUUAUAAAACGUUGGUUGUCAAAAGGUUCGAACUACUACGUGAGCUUGCUGUGUAAAGGAAUGUAUGGUUAUGAAUAUUUAUUGAAAGAAGUUGCUAUGGCUUUGAACACAAAGAUACAUGUGAGUGCAGAGAGGCUGUCGUUGUAUAAGAAUCUACCAGACAUGAUAAAGCAUUUCACGAUCAAAGCAGAAGACACAAGGAUUCAUUGUUGUAAUUGGCAGCAUAUAAGGAAUGUUAAUUCAAAGCUUCCAUGUGGAUAUUCACUACCUGCGCCUGUCAAAGUUAAUGUUAUUAAGAUUAAAGCUACCAGUAUGUUUUUUGCUCGGCGUACUAUCCUUUACCUGGUGAUGGCAUCUUUCAAGUAGAUAAAGAUUUCUUUCGGGUGGUACAUUCCAUGCACGCUUCAAUGGAAGAGAUAAUAGAUUUAGUGAGUUAUCUUCGUCCGUUGAAUGUAUAUCCUACAGUGGAACCAGCUGGAAUUCACUCAUUAAAGGACACCCAAGAAAGCUUGCAACAGUAUACUCGAUGUGAAGUUAAAAUGAACAAGACGAUAAAAAACACCCCGACAUCUCGAGAUGCCGAUGAAGAGAACCCAACUUCAUUCAAAGAACAAAAAUCAUCUGUGUUUUCCGGUGCAUCUCUCUUGCGUUACACCCCAAGCGUUGAAGUAUUAGCAGAAUGUAGACAGUUGGGGCUGGAGAACGAAAAUUUUAUGGGAUUGUCACGUCGAAGAAAACGUAGAAAUAAUCAAUCACCAAACGGGAGAGCAUCCUGUGAAAUAAAGAACGUGUGUACAGACUCCACUGAAGUUCCCCAUGAAAAAUGUCGCAUUGUUGACAGCUAGCGCUUCAAAGAUAAAUUGGAGAACCCCUCUACAUCCUAAACGUAUGGAGGUCGGAUCUUUUUGCACUAUAUUGUGCUUUUUACUGAAAUAUUGUUAUAUAGUAUUAAUAUAUAAAUAACUAUUUUAAAAAUGAU
This is a messenger RNA of Dendronephthya gigantea, 1491 nucleotides long. RefSeq lists its product as uncharacterized. The transcript is spliced from 8 exons. Bases 908 to 1357 code for a protein of 149 amino acids. Lineage: Eukaryota; Metazoa; Cnidaria; Anthozoa; Malacalcyonacea; Nephtheidae. The record is from RefSeq and is a predicted model, not a curated record.